Molecule: messenger RNA, 1233 nt
Organism: Paramecium sonneborni
Lineage: Eukaryota; Ciliophora; Oligohymenophorea; Peniculida; Parameciidae
Source: the annotation of a GenBank genome assembly
AUGCACACAAAAAAUAGCACAUUGAAUUUAAACACUGAUAGAUCAACUAAUUCAUAGACUCCUGUUGUAAAUAAAGCAAAUUAAAAUAGUAUUUUUAAGGUUAUAAUAUUAGAAUCAAUUUAUGAUGACUAUUAAUAUAAAAAAAUAAUCCCGAAAAUUGAAUAACCGGAGAUUUUAUAUAAUUCAGAAAUGUUUGAUCCAAAAGAGAAUCUCAGAUAGCAAAUACAAGAACUAAAGAGAUAAAUUAAAAUUAAAGAAUUAAGUUAUGAUUAAAUUGCUACUGCAUUUUAUUAAUCAUAAAAUAAAGUAGAGGAGUUAAAAGAGGCACUUGAAAAAUCAGAGAAGGAGAAAAAACUAAUAUAAAUAGAAAUCCAAAAUCAUAUUGAAAAUAUUGAAUACAAAUAAUUUGACAUAAAAUAAUAACAAGAACUAUAUGAUAUAUAUUAGAGUGAAAAUGCUCAGUUAAAGUUAACUACUGUUUAGGUAUAUAUAUUAUGUGUAAUUUAGUUAAAAGACACAAUAUUAAGAUUAUAAUGUGAAAAUAAACAACUAAAAGAUUAAUUAGAUUCUUUGUAAACAAGUUCGUAGAGUGUUGAAAGAAAGGAAAGUUCAAGAAUUUCAUUUGAUUUUAUAUUAAAUGAUUAAGAUUAAUCGCAAUAAGGAUAAGCUAUUUCAGCAAAUGCAUCUACAAAUUGUGAUAGAAAUUGUAAUUGUACAAAACGAAUAAUAUUUUUAAAAGAAGAACUAAAAAAAUAUUAAGCUCAACUUAAAGAGAAAGAUUAACUUAUUGAAAAAUUAACUGAAUAAAACUUAAUAAUAUAGAAAGCAUAGAGUAGAAUAUCAAAAUGUUCAAAAAAAUAAAUUCUAUUAGGAACACCAAUAAUAAAUUAAGAAAAAAAUGAACAAUUUUAAAUAAAGGAGGAAAAUAAUAAUGAUUUUUGUUAAUUAGAAGGAUAUGUAAGUGAUAAAAAAUUUAAAGAUCAUUAUUAUGUAGAAGAAUCUCCAAUGCCUGUAAAUUAUAAUCCCUAUUUAAUUUAGUUAAAAACAUCAUCAAGUGCAAAAUCAACAUUAUAGAAUAAGUCUAAAAAAGAAGUUGAAUAGAUGUAUCGUAAAAUGAAUUAGUCUGCUUUAUAUACUGCAGGUUUAUUCUCAACAGUGUUAGAUUUUAAAAAUUUACAUUAAAAUACAGGAUAGUUUGGAAAUAAAGGUGUCAAAUCAAUAAUGCAGUUAUGA